AUGAUACCUCCCACGGUAGAAGCAUCCUUAGGUUCUUCACAUACUAGAUCCUAUUUUUCACCUGUCCCAACAGCGCUCUUGGAACAGAAUGUUUCCCCAGUGAUAAUGGGCAUCGAUGAAGCUGGCAGAGGGCCUGUGAUGGGGCCAAUGGUUUACGCCGUAGCCUAUUCUACACAGAAAUACCAGGAUGAAAACAUAAUCCCUAACUACGAGUUUGACGAUUCCAAAAAACUCACAGAUCCCAUCAGAAGAAUGCUGUUUGCCAAGAUGUACGAGAAUAAUGAAGAGCUAACCCAGGUCGGCUACGCAACCACGUGCAUCACGCCAUUGGACAUCUCCAGAGGAAUGAGCAAAUUCCCACCAACAAGAAACUAUAAUUUGAAUGAGCAAGCGCACGAUGUCACAAUGGCUCUAAUCGAGGGCGUGAUAAAGCAGAACGUUAAGCUCGAUCACGUGUAUGUGGACACCGUUGGACCACCAGCGUCCUAUCAGAAGAAAUUGGAACAGCGGUUUCCCGGUAUCAAGUUCACAGUAGCCAAGAAGGCAGACUCCUUAUACUGUAUGGUCAGUGUGGCGAGUGUCGUUGCGAAGGUAACUAGAGAUAUACUAGUCGAGUCCCUAAAGAGGAAUUCCGAUGAGGUUCUGGGUUCUGGAUACCCAUCCGACCCAAAGACGGUGGCAUGGCUGAAGCGUAACCAAACAACUCUUAUGGGUUGGCCAGCUAACAUGGUAAGGUUUUCUUGGCAGACAUGCCAGACUCUCUUAGAUGACCCCGCUAGAGACAGUAUCCUCAUUAAGUGGGAAGAACAAUAUAUGGACAGCAGAAAGAACGCUGCACAAAAGACGAAGCAAUUGCAGCUCCAGAUGGUGACCAAGCCCCCCAGAAGGAAGAGAUUAAUAACCCUGGAUAAUUGGUAUCAAUAA
This is a messenger RNA of Saccharomyces mikatae IFO 1815, 924 nucleotides long. RefSeq names its product ribonuclease H2 catalytic subunit RNH201 (gene RNH201). The record is from RefSeq and is a predicted model, not a curated record. Bases 1 to 924 code for a protein of 307 amino acids. Gene Ontology annotation, biological process: mismatch repair; DNA replication, removal of RNA primer. Lineage: Eukaryota; Fungi; Ascomycota; Saccharomycetes; Saccharomycetales; Saccharomycetaceae. The transcript has a single exon. Gene Ontology annotation, molecular function: RNA binding; RNA-DNA hybrid ribonuclease activity. Gene Ontology annotation, cellular component: ribonuclease H2 complex.